Molecule: messenger RNA, 216 nt
Organism: Opisthorchis viverrini
Lineage: Eukaryota; Metazoa; Platyhelminthes; Trematoda; Opisthorchiida; Opisthorchiidae
Exons: 1
Cellular component (GO): membrane
Molecular function (GO): glycosyltransferase activity
Source: RefSeq, a predicted model, not a curated record
AUUCCUUUCAUCCAUUCACGACUUACUACCCACUUUAUGCCGAAAUCCUCCCUCCGUUCCAUAGCCGUGAUCUUAUACUAUGAUCGGUACAACGUGCUCAUGCACGCCCUGUCUGGCCUACAAAAUGCACCCUAUUUGCAUUCAAUCAUAAUUGUGUGGAACCAUCCCCGUGAACCUGAUAACUUCCGGUUGCCGAAAUCCUUUGUUCCUAUAAAG